Molecule: messenger RNA, 1823 nt
Organism: Magallana angulata
Lineage: Eukaryota; Metazoa; Mollusca; Bivalvia; Ostreida; Ostreidae
Product: organic anion transporter 3-like
Exons: 11
Coding region: 70-1800 (576 amino acids)
Biological process (GO): transmembrane transport
Cellular component (GO): membrane
Molecular function (GO): transmembrane transporter activity
Source: RefSeq, a predicted model, not a curated record
CCUACCGCUACUCUAAGCCUUGUUAAGCGAUUUCCACAAUAGCAGAUCGUCAGGAAUAGCGCUCUUCAAAUGAUGGAGACGGAUCACAAAAUUAAGAAUGAGGACAAAGUAGAUGAGAAAAGAAAACUUGAUGAAGACUACGUGUAUGGUCGAUGGGGUUCAUACCAAACUCUCCAAUUUGCGUUUCUGCUUUUCCAUCUUUGGCAAGCAGGUUUCCAGCUCUUAAUUGGUGUUUUUAUCGCCUACAGACCAGGAUUCGAGUGUGCAGCGCCUACCAAUGUUAAUCAUUCGAUGUACAAUGAGUCUAACUAUGUCAUCUACGAAAAAUGUCAAAUCAAAUUAUACAACAACGACACCAAUGGCCUUGAGCUCAAGUCCGUCCAAGGUUGUACAAAUGGAUAUAAAUAUUUGUUGGAUAAAGAGAGUACCAUUGUCACUGAGUUUGAUUUGAUAUGCGAUAAAUCCAGUCUGGCGGAACUCAUACAGACACUGGUUAUGGCUGGUCAGCUGGUUGGAGCAGCCUUUGCCUCUUCUCUCAGUGACAGACUUGGCAGGAAAACAGUACAUCUUUGUUCUAACCUGAUGAUCUUGAUUCUUGGAAUUAGUGUCGCUUUUGCUCCAAAUUAUACGACACUGGCAAUAAUGAAGUUCAUUUUAGGUGUUUUUCAACAGGGAAUUGUAAUGUCCGGUUCGGUAUUUGCAUUAGAACUUUUCCCACAAAAGAUCCGCUUCAUAUGUGAGCUCAGUGGGUCUUUUGUCUGGACAACAGGCCUACUCGUCUUCUCCGCCUUAGCAUACCUGCUUCAAAACUACUCGUGGAGAUACUUGCAGAUUACUUUAAGUUGUUUCUCAUUCCUAAGUUUAAUUCAAUAUUGGGUCCAAGACGAAUCAUUAAGAUGGCUGAUUGCCAACGGAAAAACAAAUGAAGUCGACAAAAUACUACACAAAGUAGCAAAGUGGAACAAAUUGAAUUAUGGAGAAUUAAAGAAAAACGUCACCAGGAAAAUAAAACUUUCCAAAACAAAAAAACCUGAUGUGGAGGAAUCUCUUUUGGAAAAUGUUGACAAAUCCCUCACUGUUGAGAAAUAUUCGAUACUGACUAUCCUACAGAACAAAUCUGUUUUGCUUAUAACGAUGCUGAUGUGUUUUACAUGGGUAACUAAUACGCUGACCUACUUUGGCCUGACAUUGACUUCCACAUCCUUAGCGGGGAAUCGUUUCCUUAAUUUUUUCUUCAUGGCCUGUGUGGAAUACAUAUCUCUCGCAUUAGAGUUCUUCAUGCUGAAAAGGUUUGGAAGGCGAACCGCUACAAUAUUUUUCCAUACCAUCACAGGGUCAUCUUUGGCACUUGCGACUCUGUUGAAUUACUUUUCAGGAGGAAAUGAAACUCUUAAAAUGCUCUCCAUAAUAGCAACGUUUGCAGGGAAAAUGUCGGUUACCGGAUCGUUCAGUGUAUUGUUUUUAUUUACACCUGAACUCUAUCCCACAAAUCUAAGAAAUGUCGGAAUCGGAAUGUGCUCGACAUUCUCAAGAAUUGGUGCCAUGAUAUCUCCAUUUGCUGGACUAUUGGCUUUACAUAUCCCUUGGGCUCCUGGGACUAUAUUCGCAAGUAUGUGUUUUAUCGUCACGGUCAUAGCAUUGUAUCUACCGGAGACUCGUGGAAUGGAUCUUCUACAAACAUUAGAUGAAGUCAAAGUAUGGUAUGCUGAACACAGCGGAUUUCGACUGAAGAAAGGUCGAACGAAAAAUAAUCUAGAAUCUGAAAUAGAAAAAGUGUACACAAGAGAGUCAAAAAAUUAAAAUAUAAUACUUGCACGAGUGAA